GAGUAUGUAAAGUAUAGUAGGGGUCAGUGAGUUCAGUGGUAGGGGUAAGGGUGUAUUUAGAUGCUGAUGUAACGUUACCCUCUAACGGUUACUCGUCCUCCAUUACAGUAUAAUAGUCAGAUAGCAAAAGGCCAUGGCUCUGUGCGGGGGCAUAGGAGCGUUAUCCUUACCUAGCGAGCUAAUUGUCCACAUAUUUUCCUUCCUGUCGGACCGGGACAAGCUCAGGGCCUCGGCGGUAUGCUCUCGCUGGAGGGAGUGUCUCUUCUACCCCGCGCUGUGGACGGAUCUAAAGCUGCGGCUCGGUGGAAGUGUGAACGGUGGCGGCACUGGUCCUGGAGAAACCCCGAAACUUGAAUUUCUCAUGCGCAAGUUUGGAUCAUUCGUGCGUGAGCUUGAGUUGGAGUUUUCCCCUGUAGAAGGAUACCCCGGUCCAGUGCUGGAUGUAGAUCCUGACGGUCACGACACGCAGUUUCCUGACCGCUGGAAAGAUGCCAUGGGCUGUUAUUUGGACCAAGUGUUAUGCGUACUGAGAAGUCUGCGAAAUAACAGAAACCUCCAGAAGCUGAGCCUUUAUGGAGCCACUUGUAUUCUCCAGGAGGAGGGGAUUUUGGGGAGCUUGUACUCCCUGGACCAGGACAACCAAGGCAGCAAGAAAAUAAAAGAGAUCCAGCAGCUCUUUGAGCAGGUCCUGGCCAGCAGCAGGCAGUUGAAGUGGCUGGGAUGUGCCUUCAUGCUGGGUAUGGUUAAGUCCCGCUCGCUCCUGUCACUGUCCAACCUCAGCGCCGCGUCUCUGGAGCACCUGAGCCUCCUUGACGGCCAUGCCCUGCCUCCACUGGAGGGCCAGACCCCACCCCCGUCUGACGACCGGACCCCGCCCCUGCUCUGCCCCCCAGAGCUAGAGAGGCUGCCGAACCUUCGCUCCCUGGUGCUCGACUUCCGCCACUUCUCCUCGGCCAUGUGUCAAGCCCUGUCAGACGGUGGCCGCGCCCCCCUCCUCCGACUCUCCCUGCUGCUGGGCGGGACAGCCCCGCCCGAGGCUCCGCCCACCGAGGAGGACUGGCAGGCGCUGGUGCGGCAGAGCGUGGGCCUCAGGGUGUACCUGAUGGCGCUGGACGGGCGCAGCGAGGACCUGCUGAGGGUGCUGAAGCCCAGCCUGCCGCUGGAGCAGCUCCACUUUGACAGCUAUGCGGCCUGCUCUGCGGGGGCCCUGGAGCUGGUCUCCCAGCAGUACCACAAAACCCUCACACACUUCAGCCUGGUCCGCGACAACGCCCGCUUCCCCGACCUCAGUGACAACCGCAACGAGGACCCACUGGUGCUGCUGGCCUGGCGCUGCACGCGCCUCUCUCUGCUCCUGCUCCACGGCUACACGGUGUGGGCGCACAAUCUCAUCGCCAUCGCGCGCCUGCGCGGCUCCAGCCUGAAGGUGCUCGCGGUUCCGGAGGAGAGCAUCCACUUUGACCCCGACCAGGUGCAAGUCCUGGAAGAGGAACCACUGCACCACCUGAUCAAGGAGGUGUCCCUAGGACUGGGCCGUGCAUGGAGCCCCGCCCUGGACUCCGCCCUCCUCCUCAACGACCCCACCCAGCACUUCUACAGGGAGGCGCAGAGCUUUAGCGUGGCUGUGUAGACCAUACCCCUGCCUGCCAUGCCCUGUGCCCUGUGACAUGACAGAUCUGUCCUUUUAUGACUAUUACACAUAUUUUUGUUUUGAAGUUCUAUUGUUCAUUUUCCUGUAGUGUGAACUAACCCUUUAUUUGUGUUGUGUUUGCUCAAUAUUAG
Messenger RNA from Anguilla anguilla (European eel), 1782 nucleotides. Its product is annotated as F-box only protein 33-like. The coding region runs from base 134 to 1630 and encodes 498 amino acids. NCBI's taxonomy places the organism in Eukaryota, Metazoa, Chordata, Actinopteri, Anguilliformes, Anguillidae. Gene Ontology annotation, cellular component: SCF ubiquitin ligase complex. Gene Ontology annotation, molecular function: protein binding. The record is from RefSeq and is a predicted model, not a curated record. Gene Ontology annotation, biological process: SCF-dependent proteasomal ubiquitin-dependent protein catabolic process; positive regulation of protein ubiquitination. The transcript is spliced from 4 exons.